This is a messenger RNA of Mytilinidion resinicola, 6741 nucleotides long. RefSeq lists its product as uncharacterized. The record is from RefSeq and is a predicted model, not a curated record. The transcript has 5 exons. Lineage: Eukaryota; Fungi; Ascomycota; Dothideomycetes; Mytilinidiales; Mytilinidiaceae. The coding region runs from base 1 to 6741 and encodes 2246 amino acids.
AUGGCUGCUCUCGGAGAGCAUACGCCACUCAACUGGCUAAUGGACUUCGAUCGUGCUAUGCAGGAGGUUUGGGACAAGGAGGUCCGAGUAUUGCUGUACAUCUAUAUGACAAUGGGGAAGGCCCUCCGCUUAUGGAUAAACACUGGGCUGCCUUGGGAACGCCGGACCAAGUACAAGGCUAUGGUGAACCGUCCGUGUUCUGAAGAUAGCUCCAUUUGCGUGAAGUCGUACCCGAUUACGAAGAAACGCGCGACCACAUCAAGCACUCCGUCUUUAAGCACAACGUCUUCGAGCACAAGGCCCUCCAGCACGACAUGCUCCAGCACGAUGACAGCACAAUGGGCAGCUUUAGAAACAGCGGAAUCGAAAGUGACUUUCGAAUUCGAGGACAUCCUUCCGGGUGGAUACCUCCCCGGUGGCCUCGAUGACUUGAAGUCAUUCAAGAAUGAGAAUGCUACACUGCACAUAAACGAGACGAAGAGCUAUUCGACUGUUCGCAAUUCCUUGCCUUCUAUCGAAUUCAAGCCAACAUAUAGAGAAUUGAUGUCCUCAUUUCUACUAUGGAGCCUCGCCAUCUAUGGUGUAUGGUCCAUCUUCGAAUACUGCAUCGCACCUGUCAUUCGCUGGUUAUUUCCCAGCGGUGGACAGGCUCCUCCACCUAUUCCUGCAACCCAGCCUCCAAAAAACGGCGGAAACAACGGCCCGCCUCCGCCUCCUCCUCCACCUCCACCACCUCCUCCGCCCGGUCCCCCUGGCCCGCCUGGCCCGCCCGGCCCUCCUGGUCCUCCCGGUCCUCCUUCGCAUGUGCCGGUACUUCCUACGUCGCCUGUUCUUUCCGACAACAACGCAUUCGUUCUUCUAGGUUCCACUCAGCCAACUGCAGACCAAUUGAAUAUUCUUUUCGCGCUUUUCGCCAUGUUGCUCAAUAGCCCACAACACCACGAGCGUCUCUGGGACUUGCUUGAUACAUUUAUUGAGCAGCGUCCUGCAAGACGUGCGACGCAAAAAGAUUUCGACACUGCUGGGCUUGACGAAGAUACAAUGAAACUCAACAACGCCGUGCGCGGAGUGUUCGGAGGCCGGAAGGAUCUAGUCUGCGUGUCGGGUCGAGCGAGAGCGCGAUUCAUGAGGGUGCAUGCGCCCUCAGCGUCAGAGGGGGAGAGCUCCCGGAUGCUUCACGACUUGGCUGCGAGACUGGCCAUUUUGCAGCGAGAAGUCAAGAACUUGCGUAACACUGGCCAUAAUUACCCGGAAGCUGGGCCGUCCCCAUCACACGGUGAAUCAUCGCACAAUGUCAGGGAUUUGCAAACGGAACUCAAAACAAUACGGGAAGAGCUUAAGAAGAAGCCUAGCAAGCUGCUCGUAGAUUCUCUUCGUACCGGUCUCAGACUGCAAGAAGAGGCUUUUGACAAGCACAAGAAGCGAGUUGCAGAGGAUCGAGCUUCGUUCGACUUUGCUAAGAACCUCCACGGCAAUGUAAAGGACCUUGAACGUCAGAACCGCGAGCUGCGGGACAGAAUUUCGGCACUUGAGGGAAAACGUAGUCGUGAAGCAGAAGACCAUGCAGAAGCUGAAGCGAGGCAGGCGUUGUUGUUCCAAAAACAACUGGCUCAGCAAGGUCGCCAAUACGCAGAGCAGCUUACGGCCGUGCAACAUCAGCUUGCCCUCGUCUUGGAGAGGUUGGACGACGGCCAAGCUCUGCCUACUACUUCUACGUCUUCUACAACGCCUGACAUAACCUCGCCAUCCACGACAACUCUUCCCAAAACGGACCGGCAAUCUGCGCGUCCUCCGCCAUCCGACGAUCUCCCUCUUGAGGAGCACGAGAGCUUUUCCACACAGGACGAGACUGUUCGACGCAACACCUCUGCAGGCCAAACCGAUGCUACAACCUAUACUUUUGCUGAAUUUCAAAACACCCAGCUUCAAGAGCAUGACAGUUCUGUGGAUGAUACCGGCGAAGCCAGCUCCGUGUCUAAGCCAAAGAGCAGGGGGAAGGCUAGAGCCUCCGAAGCGGAAGUCCGGCAGCAGGAGCUCGGCAGCAGAACCCGAAAACUCCCGCCACCUCCAUCCGUUUCCCAGCAGCCGAUUCAGAAGUUUACCUGCAUCAGCUGCGGAAAUGACUUCACAAUCACGCAUUUAAUGAAGACACAUGAUGGCGUCUCGGUCUGCAAUCGGUGUCAGGAGGAGCAACAGGCUAUUGCCGAGGACGCCAUUGCGAACAAGCUCAAUUCGGAUAACCAGCACAGCAGCGCUGGGGAUAACUUCAACCACUCGAGGCGACUCACGACUAUUGAGCCUGACUCUACACUACAUGUUGCCGAAGCGGGGCCGAAUGUCGCUGCGCUUCCAUUAAUAUCGCCAAUCAAACCAGAUUCUACCGCGCAGGGCAUAUCGGAAACUCCUACAAGUAACAUCGCCAUGGAUACCGCUCAACAAGCGCCAGACGACCCGACCGUCAGCGGUGUCUUAGCAGCUCAUGGGGCUCAGCAAUCCGAUGACAAGAAGGCUGCAAAUCAGGACACCAAUCAUUCUGGAGCAAUCUUUGGCCAAAGGGAGUGGCGGGAAUCCAGUGAGGAAGACGACGAGUCCGAAUCAGACAGUGAAAAUGAGGAUGAGGAUGAGGCCGGCCAAAGUGGCGCUGGUGUCGUCAACCCAGGGAAUGACGAGGACUUUGACUCUGAACUACUGUUUCGACUCAAUUCGGUAUCCUUUAGCGCCCCCGUCAAUGAUCAUUUCGGCCUAUCCAGACUCAUUAGUCAACCCGGUGCUGGCGUUGCAGGGGAGACACCGCCAAUUCUCUCUGCUGGGCAAGAUGAUACCGCUCGCCCCUCAAUCUCUACGGCCGUGCCCAACGCUGUGGAGGUGAGCCCGGAUACCCAGCCUCCAGCGACGUCUGCAUCUAUGGAGACUGCAGUUCAGGAUACCACAUCGAGCUCGGCUGGCAAUCGCGUUGGGGGUUCGGCUCCUCCUACACCAACUGUCAGAAGUAAACCGGCUGAAUCAUCGUCACCACUACCUGCACCCACAUCGUGGAGGCCGGAAGGCACCAUUACAGCAUCUGAUUUCUUCAGCGUUGCGCCUGAGCCAACUGCUCUUCGACCUCCCGCCGCAACAGCUCCUGUGAAGCUGUUCUCAUCUGCAGCAUCCUUAGCUCCCGUUGCGGCUACUCCGCGUAUUCCUACCCCCGCGAGCCAAGCUCCGCCUCUCAAUUUGACUAGUUUCGAUAUAUCCGGUCUAUUGAAGAAGCCGGAAGCCACCAAAGAGACUACGUCUAGGCCAGAGAGCGCUACGGCGCUCUUCAAAUUUGACUAUCCACCGAUCGCCGUCGAUUCUAGCACUGAUUUGAAGGCUGCGCCAUCAUCGUCACAAGCUGUGGACGCUUCAUCGUCGCAGGGUGGGCGUGGUCAGACAGCGGCGAGGGUGCCUGGAGAAGAGGAAGCCAUCAAUAUGUCCAAUAACGCCCCAACAACUACAAUCACUUUCCCUACCGCUACCGCUGGCAGGGGUCCCUCGACGAGCCCAAGAGCUGUACAGACCUCCUCGGAAGCUGAGCCAGUUACGACUCAGACAGGACCGACUCCAUCAAUAACUGGUCCUAUCGAUCUCUCUAGCAUGAUGAGUCAGCAAGGUAGUGAAUCUGGCUCCUCUAAACGAUCAGGCUCUGCUCUUGACCAAAACAAUGUCGACGCUCCUCAGCCUGAUGAGGACAUGAGUCAAGGCUUUGGGAGGAUCGAAACAACCUCCGAGGAGUUCAAGGGUCGCAAGAUCCGUCCGCUGCGAGGGUCCGGGCGAGCUACAGCUUCAGUUUCCGGUAACAUCGGUUUAACAGCUUCUAGCUCCCUUUCUCAGCAGUCGUCUUCUACUCUUCAGGCCGCUCAUGAUACCGCGAUUGGAGGCUCCACAGGAGACCCCAGCGCUACUCAACGGCCCAAACCCAUUGUUUGGCCUGAUGAUGGUUGGAGUGAUAGCGACGAGGAGGACCAUCAUGCGCAAUAUCCUCCUAGGCAGAGUAUUCCACUUGCUCCAGGCUCAGCCGCUCAGGCCCCCGAUCAGCCCGCAGGCCCUGUCAAUACUGCACCAAAUGCUGCUAUUUACACGUCUGUAGAAGAGUCUUACGGUGCCGCCACUGGCGAACACAAACAAGGCGUCCCCCCGACGGGCAAAACUGCGGGUGGAAGUGACUUUGACACCAGUAUGGCUGAUCCGCUUCCUGAAAGCGAGGAAGCAAGGAGGUUACAUGAUUGGGUGGAUCAGGACAUGGCAGCAAUGGCUGAUGCACAAGAUGAGACUUUUGGCACUCUUUCAGAUAUCGACAUGAACGUCGCCGCAGCAUUCGAUCUUCUGAAUAGCCCGAGCUUUGAUGCUGAUCUUCAGAAUGGCCUCUACGACGUUCCAGGUACCACUACUGGACAACCAGGCCCACCAGAGUACCUAGAGGAUAUCGAUAUGGCCUUUUACCCUCCUGCUUCCUUCACGAACCUAGGACCCGAGCCUCAGCCUUUCGACCAGAGCUUUGCGCAGCCAAGGUCAAUGGCCUCAGUGUACAGCGGCCCAAACUUCGAGGGACAAGCAGGCGGGUCCAAUGUGGUCACAUCUUCAACGGUGCUGCCUGCUAGGGGCUUUCCAGGCUACGGAUUCCAGAACCUCGCGUCCAACGGCGGUGCCAGUUCUUUUGCGCUCCUUAACACCGCCUUUGCGAACUCGCCUCGAAAUCACGAGACGUCUUCAGCACGCUCUUUCUCGCCCCUUCAAUCGCCGAGGAGUCUUCCAUCAAAUUCAGAACCCUCCUUCUCGCCCCCUCAAUCGCGGAGUAGUUCUCCUUUAGGCGCUAUUCGUUCUGCGCACGUACCGCAGCUCGAGUAUGGUGAGAACGAUGAGGCUGAGCUUGGCAGCUUAUACGUGGAGAGCUCGGACAACGAUGACUCUGACGAGUCUGUUAUGAUGGAAGAUGUAGAAGACUUGGGUGGUGUGGAAGAUGUGCCUAUCAAUUCAGGCGACCGUGAUACCCGCACCAGCGCUGAGUAUGACGUCCCAAGCCGCAGCGAUCUUAGCCAAGGCAACGUCGGACCCAGCAACAGCGCCCACACUUACUCCCCUCCCGAGCCGCCACCAGCUAGUCGAGACCAGGAGGACUUCUACGACGAGGGCGAGCCUAGCGAAGACCCGGACUGCGACCACUACAGCCAGUCAAACCCAGCCAAGCGUCGUAGACAGAUCGCAGCUUCUCUACCCCCCGAGCCACAAGCCUCAUCCGACGAAGAUGACUCGGAUGGGUCUGUUGAGUGGGAAGAUGGGCUUCCCAAUUCCGCCCUCCCUAUCCGUCCCUUCUUGCCGCCCUCGGAGCCGGUGUGGACCGAUGACCACAACGACAUCACGUGGGGCAGAUCUCGCGAGCGCGUACUCAACGACCUCUUUGCCGCUUACAACCAGGCUAACGAUGCGCACGACACAGGUAUCAGUUCGAAGAUAUUGGAGACUAUGGCGCAGGAACGCGAGCAGAUGCUGGUAACGGGUGUCCAGCUUGUAGCCCCAGAGUGUCAGGAGGAGGUGUAUUUGGAGUUGGCGAGUGACGCGGAGGAGAGCAUUACGGAGGCGACGGAAAAACGGUGGAGGAUUACGCUGGAGGGGCGGCUAGUGGUCUCGUCCCCAGUGAUGGAACUGGACUGGGUUAACUUGGAGCCGGGUUGGCGCUCCAUAGCUUUUCUCUCUCAACGUAGAAGUCGUGGUGUUGAGACCUGUUCCCCUGUGAAAUCUCUUGCCCGCUCGAUGCCCGUUUUUGAAGCUAUUCGCACGCCAGCUCAACACCAUAUCGCUAUGGCCAAUACCGCGCCCGUUGACGAGGCCGUACGCCCUCAGCGCUCUAUCACCAGCUUCCUUGGUAUACGCCAUACAGCCCUGGUUACUGACAACGUUAUCCUAGCACCUUCUUCAAUUAAUAUAGCCCGUGAGGAAGCCGACGAGGUGACGCAGUUUCGAAUCGCUGGAAAAACCUAUAUCCGUUGUAAACACCUCACACAAGCGCCUCGCCACACUAAGCAGCGCACGUCGCAUAUAUGGAGAUGGGGAGAGGAUAUACAAUGGAAGGACGGGACAAUUGGACAACCGGACGUUUAUUACUGCUAUCUUUGUGAGCGUGCAAAGCGAAGCCAGGAUUUACCUGUGGUCUCAACCGGUAGAGGAACUGCUGCGGAUUAUCUUGUGAAGAUGCAUAAGAUGGAUAAGAAGUCGGGCGAGCUAUGUACUGCUGCGCAAGGCCCUAUUCUGCAGUUUAAAUCCGCUAGGGCGCUUUAUAUAGCUACGAACUUUAAGUCCUUAAAGCGCUUACCGCCGAUGAGCAAUAAAUAUAAGAGGCUAUUCAGCAGCGCAUCUAUAUUGCUGGAUAAGCGUAGGAGACGCCUUGGAAUAGAUAUAAUUGAGGCAAAUAAGUGCCUACAGUUAUUCUACGGCCCUCCGCCUACGGAUGCAUUUAAUAAUGCAGAUCAUGCCGCGUUGCUUGGUGCAUCGCGAGUAUCACCAGCUUCGUUGGCCGAGCAGGUGGAGGAGCGAUUGAGGGCAUCACAACGCGAGGAAGCAAACGCUAUGGCCGCCGACGGCGACGACGAGGCGCUGGCGGAGCAGGAACUACGUGAGGCCGAAGAGGAGGCUAUAUUAGAGGGCCCUGCACCACCUACUGAGGUUGUAGAUGCAGAUGAGGAUAAUAUGGUGUUGAGUGAUGGCUCGGGAUCGCAAUUUAGGUAG